This is a messenger RNA of Brienomyrus brachyistius, 4979 nucleotides long. RefSeq names its product syntaxin-1A. Lineage: Eukaryota; Metazoa; Chordata; Actinopteri; Osteoglossiformes; Mormyridae. Bases 136 to 1002 code for a protein of 288 amino acids. Gene Ontology annotation, cellular component: presynaptic active zone membrane; synaptic vesicle; plasma membrane. The record is from RefSeq and is a predicted model, not a curated record. Gene Ontology annotation, molecular function: SNAP receptor activity; SNARE binding. Gene Ontology annotation, biological process: exocytosis; intracellular protein transport; synaptic vesicle fusion to presynaptic active zone membrane. The transcript has 10 exons.
UACACCCCUUGCGCGCCGCCGCACCUUAGUGAUUUGACAAAAAGGAAAUAAGAGAAGGCGAGUGGAGAUUACGGUCAGCAUCAUCUUUCUGUUAGAAGGGACCAGGCAAACUGCCGCACAACUCAUAUCUGCACCAUGAAGGAUCGCACGCACGAGCUCCGAGCUGGCAAGGAAAGUGAUGAGGAUGAUGAGGUGGCCGUUAGCCUGGACAAAGACCGCUUCAUGGACGAGUUCUUUGAGCAGGUGGAGGAGAUCCGGGGGUACAUCGAGGCGCUCUCUGAGAAGGUGGAGGAUGUGAAGAGGAAGCACAGUGCCAUCCUAGCUGCGCCUAACCCGGAUGAAAAGACGAAGGCCGACCUGGAGCAGCUGAUGACCGACAUUAAGAAGCUGGCCAACAAAGUGCGCUCCAAGUUAAAGAGCAUCGAGCAGUCCAUCGAACACGAGGAAGGCCUGAACAGGUCGUCUGCGGACCUGCGGAUACGCAAGACGCAGCAUUCCACAUUGUCCCGCAAGUUCGUGGAGGUGAUGACGGAGUACAACGCCACCCAGUCGGACUACAGGGAGCGCUGCAAGGGCCGCAUCCAGCGGCAGCUGGAGAUCACUGGCAGGAACACCACGAACGACGAGCUGGAGAGCAUGCUGGAGAGCGACAACCCCGCCAUCUUCACCUCGGGGAUCAUCAUGGACUCCAACAUCACCCAGCAGGCCAUGAGUGAGAUCGAGACACGGCACACUGAGAUCAUCAAGCUGGAGAACAGCAUCCGCGAGCUGCACGACAUGUUCAUGGACAUGGCCAUGCUGGUGGAGAGCCAGGGGGAGAUGAUCGAUCGCAUUGAGUACAACGUGGAGCACUCCGUGGAUUAUGUGGAGCGAGCGGUCUCCGACACCAAGAAAGCAGUGAAGUACCAGAGUAAAGCUCGGAGGAAGAAAAUCAUGAUCAUUAUAUGUUGUGUGGUGUUAGGCAUUGUAAUAGCGUCCAGUGUUGCCGGGACGCUGGCUUAGAGCACACGGCUACAGCAGUAGGAAAGAGUAUCCACAUGCCUAAACACAUGAGUCUCAAACACACAUACAUACACACACACACACUCCCUGUCUCUGCCUUUCAUCUUCACACAAGCACAUGCACACGUUUUGAAAUAUAUUUUAAAUGAAAUGAGUCGCAUUCUGUCAAACGAUGCACAAUGUACUGGAGGAGAUGUAUUUUUUAUGCAUGAGUUUUUUUUUUGUAAAUGUGUGUGGUUUUCGCGGUGUGUUUACCUGGGUGUUGAGUGUCGUAUGACAAAUUUUACAAAUGUUUUUGAGGUCUAAUUUUAAUGAGGGGGGUGGCGCGAGGGGGAUCUUGAAAAUGUUGCACGCACAUUCCAAACAAUGGCAUUUUCUAAUUAUUUUUCUAUUACAGUGGAAUAAGCAGCCUCUACACUAGUCCAUUUGAUGAUUUCUAAAUCUAAUAGAAAGACACAAUAGAUCUGUGUGAAUAUUUGGAGCAACAGCACCGGAUGUUGAGCAGAACAGGAAACGGUGUAAUUUAAAACAGUUUUACAUAAGUAAACAAAGACAAAAUUCCUGGGAGCCCCACUCUGCCCUCUUGGCAUGACGUGUCCUAGACCUGACUUAUGCAUGACAUCUCAGACGAUAUAAUGUUGUUCCGUGAAAAAACAAAGUCGUGAAAAAUCUUUGUAUUUAGAUCAUUGCUUUUGGACUCAAUUCGGUGACGGCUGCAUAAGACUGGGAUUAUCGUCACUCAGUAUUAUUACGACCAUCGAAAUUUCCCCACCCCAAUCGUCAUAGUAACGCGCUCUAGCAAGCUGCUACAAAGUAGCAUCUUCUGUCGUCCUUCUUUGGUUCUCAUGCGUUCUGUUGUGAGGGUGUGCUGAACCGUGUGCGUCUUUACGUUACAGGAAUCAUUCUGCCCGUCUGGUCCAAUUCUGCUGCAUAGUGGAGCUCUUUACUGCCUUGACAUUGAGUUUGAGCUAUAAUCCAAACUCAACUGCAAAUAGACAUAGCUAUGGGUUACACUCUAAGCUUACGGUGUACUCCGUGUUUUUCAAUGUAAUCCAUACCGUGCGACUGAUGUUAAUACCGGAGCCCAACAUUGCGGGACGUCUCACCCUUUCUAGUGUGCUUUUAAUUGUCCUGUGGUGCUGUUUUCGUUCCGUCUGGUCCGCGUGUGGACGUGCCUGGCCUGACUACAGGCAGCUGCCUAAAUCAGCCACCGAAUGCAUUCCAACAACUUUUACAUUUGACAAAAAAAAUAUAUAAAUAAAGGAAAUAACAGCCACGUUGCCUACGCAAGCCGCUGCCUUUGUUAUGAUGCCGCCAUGUUGUCUUUUGUGGUGAAGCUAUCCAGUAAAGAGCUGAGUCACAUGGUAACACAUGCCGAAUUCACACCAGUUGGGUCCGGACUCUGCUGGGGCUUUCUAACUGUGGACCAACGCUUCUCCUCUAAGCAGGGGUUAGCUCAUGAGCAGCACAUCCAUUUCACACGCAUCUGGCCAACGAUCUCCAGUGGGAGGUCGUUCAAAGUGUCAUGGGAGCUACUGGUAACACCGGCUGCGCUACCGGGAUGGGUCAGCAAUCUGGCUCGCGACCCCCCCCCCCCACCACCACCACCACCACCACCAUUUAGUCCUCACCACCCGCCUCACGUACACGUCCGCACAAAAAACAAGCGCGACCAACAGAGCUGAACAACUGAACAAACGUAGAAAGAAACGAGAAAAUAAAAAGUGCAUGUUGCAGCCAUUUUGGAGUUUCGAUGUAUUGUCCUCGCUUUCGUAUAGUGCCGUUAGUUAGAGGUGUGUUUUUUCGACAGUCCCGUGAGGCCUGGGGUUUUGUGUAUGUUUGUGCUGGAGUAUUCCUGUAAAGGUUACUAGAAGGGUGCUUUCUACACACCAUCGCCCCCCCCCCCCCCCCCACCAUGUACCAAAAGCUAUAAGUAACAUUGGGGUGUUGGUACGAGGACUGUACUUAGCAAUAUAGCGCAGGCCCUUAGCGACGUAUCUGAAAACCUCUUCACUUCGAGAAGAAGUAUUUGUGCUUCCACCAACACCCCAUUCCGAAGAUGCUUAUGCAUUGUCAGAAGAGUUUCUGAGCUGGGAUGUCCCUUUGGGGUGCCCCAUGCGAAGUGCUUAAUCGGAAAUAAUUGGGAUGAAAAGCGUUUGGUAGGACAAUGGGCCGUUCUGUAUUUAGACUCGAAUGACUAAUGGUGUUUCACGCACUCAGACGCCCACUCGAAAAUCCAGGUCUCCUGAAGAAAAAUGACAAGCGAGAAGCAACAAACUCGAGUUAUUCCAAGCAAGGCUCAACCAAGCGGAAUGAGGGUCUUUGUGCUAUUAGUGAAUGUCUUUGUGUCCUUAACAUCUUUUUUCUCUGAAGUCUUCCCUCCCUUAUUUUGUACUUUCAUUGACUUAAGUUCCAAUCAAUGGUGGAGUUGUGUUAGAAUAGUGUUGCGAAAGAUGUAUAUACGAUAUUUAGAUCUUUGAAAGGCAGAUGCGGGGGGGGAUUAGGCAUAGUUGUGCACAUCGGGUAGAGAGAGCAUUGAUAGGAAAAUACCUCUGUUAACACCAUCGUUGAUUCUGACAAAUGAGACGUGGACGCAGCCUUUCUGGAGUGCAACACAUUAUUGUGGGAGCCUAUACAGAUGUAAUAUAUUGUAACUAUAUCCACAGAGAUUAUCCCUUGCUGAUCAUUACUCCUAUAUAUAAAUGAUGAUAUGUAAUUGUGUAUGAAGGGUGUGUUGCAGUGUGAACCCAAAGUCUUUUUCCAAACGGAAGUUAUCCAUUACUACAGAGACAUUUACCUUUUCCCACAUAGAGGUACUUGAAUAGACGGCAUCUUGGAGAGGAAUUACUGCUGUUCAUCACUAUCAAACCCCAGAUAAUCAUUUUUCAAUAGGCUUCGUGGGACAGGUGAAUGAUAGCAUUCUGUAAUGAAGCCAGGUCUGAGCCAUUAAGGAGCCUUGAAGACAGAGGUCAGUAUGUUCCAGGUAGUCGCCUCGGCACCGUCUGAGGAACAGUGAGGGGUCACAGUGCACCAGCGUUGGAUGGUGUCCUGUACACCUGUGACGGGUUAACUGGAGAGAAACGAGACUUUAAAGGCCUGGGUGGGUGGGGUUAUUCUUUGCUGUCAAUCACGAGUCACCUGAUUUCCUAUUGGCCAUUUGACAGAUUCUCCUUUGUUAAAGCAGUGAGUGAUGCCAGUUUCACCUAAAAUUAUGUGGAGUACCUCUGCUAUUCUGUAUUAGGAAAAUUUCCCUAUAAGAAUGCAAAUUACUUCCUAAGCAUGCAUGCAUAUAUGCACGCGAAAUUCUUCCAGGUGACGUCACAGUGGGUUAAUCAGGCUGCAGACACAAUUUGAAGGAAUAAGGAAGCACAUUGCUGUUCUCGAUAUGCGUCACAGAACAUUUUGAUUUCGCGUUAUUGUCAGCAGUUUACUUAGAAGGUUUCAACUCUUUUUCGGGAGCACAAAAAAAAAAUUUAAUACUAAAGCCAGGCUGCCAAUCCCCCCCCCCUUGAUAAGCAGCUCCACCUGUGGUCAUUCACUGGCUGUGCUGUCACCUGUCGGCCAAAACCAAAGAUGCGUCAAGGCCCGAGUCACAUGCAGCCAAUCAGAAGUGCGAGUUUGCAGAAGAAUCCCGAAUCCAUCCUCGGAAGCUGUGAUGGACUCCAUUCCACUUUCAGAUCACAGUGCAACAGGCCGGAUGUUACGGCAGAAAAUAGAAUUUACAUGUCUUAUAUGAAUAUAUUCAUACAUUUUGACUUACUGUGGGACCAGCCAAACCACUACUGUUAACAAAUCAUUUUAAAUGAUAAUGUAACUGAAUAGUUUUGGGCAAUUACCGUGUAAUAUCCAUGUUCUAUUUUUUGUUUUUAUAAUGGCUGAGUAUUACGAUUUUAAAAAGCUUAUGCAAUUUUAAACAGUAAGGUGUCUGUAAAAAAAUGUUGUUGACUAUAAAUAAAAUGUUAAAAUUGUUUUGUGAA